GAUACUACACUUGAUCCACCCCGGUCCAAUGAUGAUACUCAAUCUGAGGACUCCCCCAUUAUUACUAACUUUUCUCUUGCAGAUCAAUCAAACUCAGCACUAGAGGAAGAACCCGGUGGCUUUACUGAAGUGAAGGCAAGGAAAAAUAAAAGCAACUGCAUCCAGCCCCCAAACGAAACUCUCGAAAAAAGACCGUUGUUCUACGAGGUGGGAUAUACAUCACACCCUAUCAGGGGAGGAUCUAUGUACAGGCUAUGCCCAGGGCAUCUAAGAUUCUUGGAUCCGUCCCUUCACCCUAUGGUCACAUGAAGCCAAUCCAGACACCCGCUAAAUGAAGACGACUAUUACAUUUACCCUGUUGAUGAAAGGCUGGACUCUCCACACAAACUUGCUAUGGCACCAACGCGAUUCAAGUCUUCUCACCCGGAAGCAAAAAUAUACUGACCUUAUCUCCGAGAGGCAAUUCAGUUCCAUAACCGAUAUAACAGAUCCAUUUCAUCUACAAUCGGGAUACCUUCAAAAAAAUUGAAUGUUAAAAACCUGUUGUUUUUUCUACUUUUGAUUGUAUGCUUUUUCUUCUCUGAAUUGUUUCAUUUAAUCUCUUGUAAGUGCCUUAUUUUUAAUAAAUUUGGGUAGUGUUCUCCGACACUCCCUCCACCACGUGUGGUUUACUCCGG
Molecule: messenger RNA, 677 nt
Organism: Cuscuta epithymum
Lineage: Eukaryota; Viridiplantae; Streptophyta; Magnoliopsida; Solanales; Convolvulaceae
Source: the annotation of a GenBank genome assembly